Neocloeon triangulifer is the source of this 3367-nucleotide messenger RNA. Its product is annotated as protein bunched, class 2/F/G isoform-like. NCBI's taxonomy places the organism in Eukaryota, Metazoa, Arthropoda, Insecta, Ephemeroptera, Baetidae. The transcript has 5 exons. Gene Ontology annotation, biological process: regulation of transcription by RNA polymerase II. The coding region runs from base 219 to 2729 and encodes 836 amino acids. The record is from RefSeq and is a predicted model, not a curated record.
UCUGGCCGCUCGUCCAUCAUUGUUCGUGCGAGUGUGUGUGUGUUCAAUACACGGACGGAGUGUUGGUGGCCGUCGGCGGCGAGUGAGCGUGUCGGCGAGCAAAGCGCGGUGUCGAAUCGUUCGGUGAGGAGACGUGAGCGCCUGGCCGACAUGACAUGGCCGCACAAGUGAUUCUGCCCAGCAGGUGAGCCGAGCCGAAGCACCUCCGACAGCGAAACAUGGCCGACAAGCAACAGAAACAGCCGACGAGCAGCAGCAGCAGCAGUCGCACCACCAGCGAGACCCUUCGACUGUCGACGUCGUCGGCCUCGUUGGCGACCGACGCUGAGCAACAGCGGCCCACCAAGGGCCCCAAGAAGGGCCCAUCCUUCCAAAUCACCAGCGUCACGCGCGUGACCAGUACGGACGCCGGCGACGACUCCGCUGACGACCUAGACACGGAGUCGCGAGCCACCGACCUCGACUCCUUCUCCGAGGACGCGUCCUUCUCCAGGGACGAUAUUUUCGCCGCCUUCGGACAGGGCGCGGUCGCCGCCCCCGUCAUACCAACCAGCGCCCAGUACGGCCUGGCGCUGGUGGCUCCGUCGUCCGCUGACUCGCCCCAUGAGGCUAAGGACGCCCCUGAUCAUAAGGACCAACCCUGUAAAAACGACAGAUUCAAGGUGGUAAAAAUUGAGAGCACGGAGCCGUUUAAACGCGGGCGGUGGACAUGUAUGGACUUCCUGGACCACAAUAUGGCCCAGCCGUCAGCAAGUGAGGAGCCAGCUCCUGAAGAGGCAGAAGUGGAGGCGGCCACGGCUGCCAGGCCUCCUCCGCAGCACCUACAAGAGCCGGUGCGUUCCACUCCCCCGCCCCAGCAGCCGCAACAGCCGUUCAUCAAGCCGUUACAGCCGCAGCCGCAGAGUUUUAUUCAACAACCGCAAUCCACUGGCUACGUGGCGCAACCCCAGCCUGUGGCUUUCCAGCCACAGCAGCCGCCUCAGCAAAUGCAGGGCUACGUGCAACAACCAAUUUCGCAGCCGUCAAGUUUUGCCACAAACCCCAUGCAGCCUAUCGUCCAGCCGCAACAACCCCAGCAGUUUGUACAGACCCAACCACAAGCGCAACCCCAACAGCAAACUGGGUACGUGCAGCAGCCGACGCAGCCACCAAAGGCAAUGUCACAACCGGCGGGUUUCAUCAGUCAGCAGCAACAGCAGAUGCAGCAGCAAAUGCAGCCGCAACAGCAGAUUCAACCGCAACAACAGAUACAACCACAACAGCAAAUUCAACCACAACAAAUUCAACCACAACAGCAGAUCCAGCCGCAACAGCAAAUCCAGCCGCAACAACAGAUCCAACCACAACAACAGAUUCAGCAACAGAUCCAGCCCCAGCAGCAGAUUCAGCCACAACAGCAAAUCCAGCCGCAACAGCAAAUCCAGCAGCAGCAGAUGCAGCCGCAACAACAAAUGCAGCAGCAGCAAACCAAUUUCCAGCCGGUGAUGAUGCAGCAGCCACAAGGACAGCCUGCAACUCAGCCUUCAGCUUUCCAGCCACAAAUGCAACAGCAGUUUGUGCAACCAAAACAACCUGAUGGCUUCAUCCAGCAAAACGGAGCACAACCGCAAUACCAGCAGCAGCAAGCCAUGCCACAGUCGGCUGGCUACGUGGCUGCCCAGCCAUCUCAGCCGCAGGUGACGUACGUGCAAGCCGACUUCCAGCAAAUGAUGCAGAACCAACAGCCGCAACCCGGAUACCAACCUGUGUACCAACAACCUCCGCAGCAGCCAAAACAGCCGGCGAUGCAGCCACAAAUGCAGCCCAUCCAGUUUGUGCCACAGACCUCAAUGGCUAGCACGUUUACGCAACAGCCGUAUCAGGAGUACAUGGUGCAGGCUCCGCAGCCGCAGUACCAGCCGCAACCGAUUCAAAUCCCCAUGCAGCAGCAACUACCACCGCAGCCGCAGGUGAUCCAGCCGCCACCCCAAAUGGUGCCCACAAGUAUCCCGGCCACUUUCCAGCCGCAAAUGCAAUCUCAGCCGCAAGCCGUCAUGCAGCAACUGCAAGCGACAUCUGCGGCGCCUCAGCCGAGCGCCCAGCCGCAGCCACAGGUUACGCCCCCACAGCCACAAAUGCAGGCCAAGCCGUUGGCAAAGCAGCCGCAGGUGAUGGUGCAGAGCAACGGCCCCACCACGCCCUAUCCCUACGUUAACGGACCCCUAAACGGGCCUCUUCACGAGCAGGCCCAGCCAUCGGCCGAGCCGCCCCAGCCUCAGGAAACUCCAGUUGCGGCUGCGUCCAUCAUCGGUGGCGAACUCUCCUCGGAGGACCUGGCCGGCAAGGAUCACCACGCUGACGAGUCUGAAAGUUGGUUGGCGCGCGCGUUAGCGGCGGCCUCUUCCCGCGCUGGAGACCUCCUGCUGUCGCACCGACCUUCGUCGGGGGCACCGAGGGCACCCGCCCAGCAGCCCCCGCGCCACGGUCGCUCUUCCUCGCCGCGCGACCCCAGCAGCAGCAGUGCCUCUGGGACCAGUGCAGUCGCCAUCGACAACAAAAUCGAGCAGGCCAUGGAUCUGGUGAAGAGCCACCUGAUGUUCGCGGUGCGCGAGGAGGUGGAGGUGCUGAAAGAGAAAAUCGUCGAACUGACUGGCCGAAUCAACCAGCUCGAGUACGAGAACACGGUGCUCAAGGCGAGCGCCUCUCCGGAGACGCUGCAGCAGCUGAGCAAGGCGCAGCAGGCCACGUGAAGCGGCCGGCCCGUCCGUCAAGAUUCGGCGCGGCCCGGACUUGAUGCAUUUUUCCAGUGAUAAAAUGACACUAUUUAGCGACUGUGCGCCGGACGAGUUUUAGUUCUACGAUGACCACGCGCGCGCCCCGUCCGACCGAUGGCCUCGGGAGACGCCGGCUGCCUCCCGGACGGCGCCGGACAGGCCGCCGCGCGAACCGCCCGUCUGAUCGAAGAAUAUGAAUCUGUGAUUACGUAGGAAAUUACAUUUGCGAGAUACGAGAAUAAAAUUUGAGAGAGAAAAGAAACACUCGCUGUAUACUGGACGAGACGAAGCAGUAAAUUAGUUGAGAGUAACAUAAUUAUGUAAUUGAUGAUCAGUUUAAUUAUUAAAAUAUCCACAUUUGUUUGUAAGUGUCGCGUUUGUUGUACGAGUGCGUCGUUCGUUGUGCCAUUGUCCUCUGCGAUUGAUGAUGCGAGAGUUGGGAUGAUUGAAGCAGACCCUUCCAAAUGUCUGGAGUAUACUUGAGUAAAAUAUUUUUUGCUUACGUAAUUAAACUUAAAAAUCACGCUGUCCUUUGAUUUGCGACUCAAAACCUUUUCACUAUGUGCAGAUUACGGUUUAAGCGAAAUCCAAUAAAGAUGCUCAUCAAAUUUAAA